Trypanosoma theileri is the source of this 630-nucleotide messenger RNA. RefSeq lists its product as uncharacterized. The record is from RefSeq and is a predicted model, not a curated record. NCBI's taxonomy places the organism in Eukaryota, Euglenozoa, Kinetoplastea, Trypanosomatida, Trypanosomatidae. Bases 1 to 630 code for a protein of 209 amino acids. The transcript has a single exon.
AUGACGAGUACACCAGCGACGGAUGGAUUUUCUUCUUGGAAUAUCAUGAGAGAUGUGACGAACGAAAUGUCAGUUUCAGCUACUAAACGGGAAAUCUCUCUUGAUCACGUACAAUGCCUUCAAUCAUUCUCCCAAGAAGAAAAUGGUUAUCAUGGAACAAGUUUAGCAGAACUAAACAAUGCUAUAGACUCCACAAAGCAACAGGUAAGUGACCUUAGUCACCUUCAUAGAGAAGUGCUCCACCGUUUCCACACUGAUAUCAAACACUUACAGCGUGCAUUGCAACAGUCAAAAAAUGAAAACUCAAUGCUACGAAAAAUGCAUCAUGACACAAUUAUCGAGUUGGAGCGAUGGCGCAUGGAGUGCCAAGACCUCAAGCAUAGAUUAGGUUUAACAGAUACAUCUUCAUUAAACCCAAUAAAUACCAUUAGUCGGGAACGGUACAAUGACCUGGAAAGGCGACACCGUCUCCUUCACAAAGAAUUUGACGAGCUCAGAUCUGAGAAAGCAGAGGUGGAACGGCAACUCCAUAGUACGCAGAAGGUAUUAAACACCAUUGGGAAUGGACUAGACUACUUGGGACGUGAGUUGCCUCUUCUGUGUCCGCCCAACACCACACAUGAUGUGUAA